Rhodotorula toruloides NP11 is the source of this 1629-nucleotide messenger RNA. RefSeq names its product malate synthase. Gene Ontology annotation, biological process: glyoxylate cycle. The transcript has 9 exons. The coding region runs from base 1 to 1629 and encodes 542 amino acids. The record is from RefSeq and is a predicted model, not a curated record. Gene Ontology annotation, cellular component: cytoplasm; peroxisomal matrix. NCBI's taxonomy places the organism in Eukaryota, Fungi, Basidiomycota, Microbotryomycetes, Sporidiobolales, Sporidiobolaceae. Gene Ontology annotation, molecular function: malate synthase activity.
AUGCAAGCUGCAAAGAUGUCGCCUCAGCACAACGCACUCCCCCAGGGCGUACAGAUCCACGGCAAGGUCGAAGGUCGCCACCAAGAGAUCCUCACCCCCGCGGCCCUGCAAUUCCUCGCCGUCCUGCACCGCAACUUCAACCCGACUCGCAAGUCGCUCCUCCACCGCCGCCAGCUCCAGCAGGCCCAGUUCGAUGCAGGCGCCCUUCCCGACUUCCUCAAGGAGACCGAGCACAUCCGCAAUGACCCGACGUGGCAGGGACCUGCGCCCAAGCCCGGCCUCGAGGACAGGCGCGUCGAGAUCACCGGUCCCGUCUCGAGGAAGAUGGUCAUCGGCGCCCUGAACUCGGGCGCCGCGACCUUCAUGGCCGACUUUGAGGACUCGAACUCGCCCACGUGGGCCAACAACCUCGAUGGACAGGUCAACCUCUACGACGCAGUCAGGCGCACGAUCUCGUUCGAGUCGCCCGAGGGCAAGAAGUACAAGCUUAACGACAAGAUUGCGACGCUCAUCGUCCGCGCCCGCGGAUGGCACCUCGACGAGCCGCACAUCACGGUCGACGGCCAGCCCAUGUCGGGCUCGAUGUUCGACUUUGGCCUCUUCUUCUUCCACAACGCCAAGGAGCAGCUCGCCCGCGGCUUUGGCCCGUACUUCUACCUCCCCAAGAUGGAGCACUACCUCGAGGCGCGCCUCUGGAACGACAUCUUCCGCCUCUCGCAGGACUACGUCGGGCUCCCUCGCGGCACGAUCCGCGCGACCGUCCUCAUCGAGACUAUCACGGCGUCGUUCCAGAUGGACGAGAUCAUCUACGAGUUGCGCGAGCACUCGUCGGGUUUGAACUGCGACAUCUUCUCGUUCAUCAAGAAGAUGCGCAUGCACCCGGACUUUGUCCUCCCCGACCGCUCGCACGUGACGAUGACAGUCCCGUUCAUGUCGUCCUACGUCAAGCUUCUCAUCCAAACCUGCCACAAGCGCGGAGUCGCCGCGAUCGGUGGGAUGGCCGCGCAGAUCCCGAUCAAGAACGACGAGGCCAAGAACAAUGCGGUCAUGGACAAGGUCCGCGCCGACAAGCAGCGUGAGUGUGAUGCCGGACACGAUGGGACCUGGGUUGCACACCCUGGAUUGGUCAAGAUCGCCAAGGACAUCUUUGACAAGGGCAUGGUUGGCCCGAACCAGUACCACAUCCGCCGCGAGGACGUCACGGUCACCGCUCUCGACCUGCUCAACACGAACGUCCCGGGCGGCAUCUCGGAGGACGGCAUCCGCUCGAACUGCAUGGCGCUGCUGCACUACUGCGCCAACUGGGUCGGCGGACUCGGCUGCGUCCCCGUCGCGAACUUGAUGGAAGACGCCGCGACGGCCGAGAUCUCCCGCGCGCAGUUGUGGCACUGGGUCAAGCAUGGCGCGUGGACGGUCGACGGCAAGAAGAUCACCACGGGCCUGGUCGACAAGAUCCUUGACGAGGAGACGCAGAAGGCCAAGAAGGGCCUCGAUGCCAAGAAGGUCGACCUCUGCGCGAGGUACCUCAAGAGCCAGAUUCGCGCCCCCGCCCUCUCCGACUUCCUCACCACCGACUUGACCCCCCACCUCGACGAGUACUCGGCCCCGUCGCAGCCCGCCAAGCUGUAA